Zea mays is the source of this 1550-nucleotide messenger RNA. RefSeq lists its product as uncharacterized. Gene Ontology annotation, molecular function: heme binding; monooxygenase activity; oxidoreductase activity, acting on paired donors, with incorporation or reduction of molecular oxygen. Bases 141 to 1502 code for a protein of 453 amino acids. The record is from RefSeq and is marked provisional. Lineage: Eukaryota; Viridiplantae; Streptophyta; Magnoliopsida; Poales; Poaceae. The transcript has 2 exons.
CCUUCCUUCCCCUCUUGCUCCUGAAGCUCAAGAGGCGAGACAACAACGAUGGCCUGAGGCUGCCGCCGAGCCCAUGGAGUCUGCCGGUGAUCGGCAGCCUCCACCACCUGCUCGUCGGCAGCCCGCUCCCGCACCGUGCCAUGGCUCACAUCUCGCACAGGCUCAAGGCGCCCCUCAUCUACCUCAAGCUCGGUGAGGUCCCCGUCGUGGUCGCGUCGUCGCCCGACGCUGCUCGGGAGAUCCUGAAGACGCACGACGCCAACUUCGCCACGCGGCCGUGGAGCCCGACGAUGAAGGUGAUGAUGGCGGAUGGGGAGGGCCUGGCGUUCGCGCGCUACGGCGCCCUGUGGCGGCAGCUCCGCAAGAUCAGCAUCCUGGAGCUGCUCAGCGCCCGCCGCGUGCAGUCGUUCCGCGGCGUCCGGGAGGAGGAGGUCGGCCGCCUCGUGGCUGCCAUCGCGGAGUACUCCCCGCGGGGCGAGGCCGUGAACCUCAGCCAGAGGAUCGCCGAGCUCAUGAACGACACGGCCGUGCGCGCCAUGAUCGGCGACCGGUUCGAGAGGCGGGACGAGUUCCUGGAGAACGUCGCGGAGGGAGUGAAGAUCAGCACCGGGUUCAGCCUCGGCGAUCUGUUCCCGUCGUCGAGGCUGGCGAGCCUCGUCGGCGGCACGGCUCGCCGGGCGGCGGUAAACCACCGCAAGAUGUUCAAGCUGAUGGACUACGCCAUCGAGAAGCACGAGGAGCGGAGGGCAGCCAUGACCACAGAUGCAGAGGGCGUCGUGAAGGAGGAUCUGGUGGAUGUGCUUCUUAGGAUACAGAAGGAAGGAGGCCUGGAGGUGCCACUCACCAUGGGAAUGAUCAAGGCCGUCAUUCUCGACCUUUUCGGUGCCGGCAGCGAGACGUCUGCAAGUACACUCCAAUGGGCCAUGUCGGAGCUCGUAAGCAACCCAAGAGUGAUGGAAAGGGCACAGGCCGAGGUACGUGAGAAGCUCCAAGGGAAGCCAACGGUGACCGAAGAUGACUUGGUCGACAUGAGGUACAUGAAGCUCAUCAUCAAAGAGACCCUAAGGAUGCAUCCGGUGGUGCCAUUGCUUCUCCCAAGGGAGUGCCGAGAGCCAUGCAGGGUGAUGGGGUACGACGUGCCCAAGGGAACUACCGUGUUCGUGAAUGUCUGGGCGAUCAGCAGGGAUCCCAAGCACUGGGAGGACGCUGCGACGUUUAGACCGGAACGAUUCGAGGCCGCGGGUACGGUUGAUUUUAAGGGCACGGACUUUGAAUACACGCCGUUUGGGGCGGGCCGGAGGAUGUGCCCCGGCAUGGCGUUUGCGCAGGCAAGCAUGGAGCUCGUGCUUGCAGCGCUCCUGUACCAUUUCGACUGGAAGCUGCCUGGUGGGAUGCUGCCGAGUGAAUUGGACAUGGCGGAGGAGAUGGGCAUCACUGCCCGAAGGAAGCGCGACCUUUACCUGCAUCCAGUCGUUGUCAGUGUGCCACCACAUGUCUCAUAAACCAUAGCUGUUCUACUUGCUAUUUUACCGUAGCUAUAUGCUUUAUUG